AUGGCUAACGAUGAUUCCGUUGAAUGGUAUACAGCUGAAUGUGGUACAUCACAAUUUACGUUACCAAGACGAUAUCAACAAUUGAGACCGAUUGGACAAGGAACAUUCGGUACUGUCAUUCGUGCUAUUGAUACAGUAACUAACAAAGAUGUAGCUAUUAAAAAAGUGCUUCGUCCAUUUCAAAAUGAAACACAUGCUAAACGAACAUAUAGAGAGUUUAAAUUACUUAUGCAUCUUAAUCAUCGUGAUGCACAAGUUGUACAAUUGUAUAAUGUAUUUACACCCGAAAAAGAUGUUAAUGAGUUUCAAACAUUAUAUUUUGUAUUUAAUUUUGUUGAUUAUGAUUUAAGUAAAGUAAUGAAACGUGGAAAACCAUUUACAGAAGAUCAUAUUAAAUUAUUAAUUUAUUCACUUCUUCGUGGUUUAAAAUUUAUUCAUUCAGCUGGUAUUAUUCAUCGGGCUUUAAACCCAACUAAUAUUGGAAUACAUCAAAAUUCUGAACUUACAAUUCUUGAUUUUGGUCUAGCACGUGUUGCAGUAAAUGAUCUUCAAACAGGUUACAUUGCACCAAGAUAUUGGUGUGCACCUGAAGCAAUUAUUAAUUGGGGACGUUAUGAUGAAAAAGUUGAUAUAUGGUCUGUUGGUUGUAUAAUGAGUGAAUUAAUUCUUCUUAGACCACUUUUUCGUGGAACAAAUCAUAUAGAUCAAUUAACUAAAAUACUUGAUGUUGUUGGUACCCCAGAUUUAGCUACAUUAGAUGAAGUUUGUGAACCACAUGCAAGAGAUUAUAUUCUUAGAUUGCCACCAAAACUAAAACAAGAUUAUCAAACAUUAUUUGGUUAUAAAUAUAAAGCUGAAUCUCAAACACCAGUAUCUGGUGUAUCACCCCAAGGUAUUGCAUUACUUGAUCGGCUUUUAUUAUUUGAUCAUCGUACACGACCAACAGCAGAAGAAGCUUUAGCUGAUCUAUAUUUUGAACGUUUACAUGAUUCUACGAAAGAACCAUUAGCAGAAGUUUUAAUUGAUGAACAUCAAGAUGCAACCUAUCCAAUAGCUACAUGGAAAUCCAUUUUAUGGAAAAUGAUCGAAAAUUUUCAACCACCGCCAUGGGCCAGUUAACAUGUUGAUGAUGAUAUUUAAAUAAAAGAAAGAUUAAAUUGAAAUUAGUAUAGGCCAAUUUUUGUCAAUAUUAUUAUGUAUUUUUUCUUUUUCUCUUUGUUAUGUUAUCUGUUUGAAAAGACAUUAUUCUUUUGCGUACUUUUGCCAGUAUAUCAUAUACCGGAGUCUUGUGUAUUAUUUUUAUACAUAUCUACAUUUGUUUGUCUGUUUAUUGUGUUCUAUUUCAUUUGUCUAAGCCACGAAAAAUGCUUCUUUUAUAUCAUUAACUGUUUUACACACCGAUUUACAAACACAGUGGCGAUCAAAAUGAUUCGAGAGUACACAAAGUUUUCUUGUAUUCUUUGUAGGGUGUGGAUGAUAGAAAAGCCGUACUCGCUCCAUAUUCACACCCUUUAGGAAGAAUUCCAUAGAAUCCUGGAGAAUCUAGAGAAUGCUUGGAAGUUCUGAAGAACCUUCGAAAUCCUAAAGAAUUCUUGAGAUUCAGAGGAAUUCAAGGUUUAAGAAUGUCGUGAUUUUCCUCUUGGAGAGACUAAAAUAGGAUUUGUUACAGAUAGAAACUUAAUAGGGUGUGGGUGUGGGUGUGGGUGUGGGGUGUGGGUGUGGGUGUGGGUGGGGUGUGGAUGUGGGUGUGGGUGGGGUGUGGUUGUGGGUGUGGGUGUGGGUGUGGGUGUGGGUGGGGGGG
Rotaria sp. Silwood1 is the source of this 1801-nucleotide messenger RNA. The record is from the annotation of a GenBank genome assembly. Lineage: Eukaryota; Metazoa; Rotifera; Eurotatoria; Philodinida; Philodinidae.